ACUGAAAACUCUCCUGCUCCGUGAGUACUUUCACUGUGAAUACUUCAGGAUUUGAAUGCAGGACCUUGACUGGUAUCGCAGUAUUUCCACCGUGCGGUGCUGGUACUUUAACUUGCUCCGCCAUCAUCUCCACAUCAGGACCCGCACGUCACGCGGCGUGUACGUCAGCAGCAGCAGCGGCGACACGCCAAGGGGAGGGGGCGCGUGGGGCGGCGGUUGGAACAUACAUGCAUGCGAAACACACACACGCGACGUUUCCCGCCGCUGCUCCUGCACGAGACCGACACCGUACGUUCGAUUGGACCGAUCGAUCCGCCGCCGCACGAGGAUGGAUUCCUGAGCGGGAAACGAGGAAACCAUGGCAACGCGUUUUAGCUGACGCACCGACAGAUCACCGUUCGGCACAGUUUCCUCCUGUGGGACGGCUGGUAGUGAAGGCAGUUGUUAGCUGCAGCUCCGGCUGAUGCUGGAUGGCGAGUCAGGAGUUCAUCACGACGGCUGCUGAGGCGCUUCACACGCCGUAAACACGUCAGGCGUUGGACUUUGUCGUCCUGUGGACUUCACACCUGAGGCCUGCAGCUCCGUGGUGAAGCAUGUCGUCCUCCUCCUCCUCGUCCUCCUCCUCCUCAGAGCUGCCCUACUUUUGUCCUCGCUGUGGGGACGGCUUUCGUUUCUCGUCUGUACCUGAGCUCCGGGCUCACCUGGUCAUCCGGCACACCUACGAGACGCUGCUGGUGCUGUCGCAGGCUCGGGUCAGAAGCUCCAGACCCGGCGCUCUCCUCCCGCUGCCCGGCCAAGCUGCGUCCCGGACACAGAGCCGUCCUCUGGCCGUGGACACCCGCUCCCUGCCGCUGACCUGCCUGGACCUCGCCUCACCCGCCGCCUCCAUGCAGCUGCUCGGGGACACGUUCAGCCCCUGCCACCGCUCCGUCCCCUCUUCUGCGGGACGUCCGGAGGAGCCCUCCACCGCCCUGGCCCUCCCCGGCUCUCUGCAGCCUCAUCCCGGGAAGGCCCUCGGUGACGCGGCGGUCCGGCUGGGCCUGGAGUUGGGGCUGUCGGUGGGCAUCGGGCUGGAGGAGAGGCUCGGGUUGGGGCUGGAUCAUAAAAUCGCACGGACGUUUGCGGAGGUGGAGGAGCGGGUGAACCGGCGCGUGAGCCGACUGAAGGCGGAGCUUCAGAGGAGGGAGGCGGAGCUGGAGCUGCGGAGGCGAGAUGAGGAGCGGCUGAGGAGUGAGAAACAGGAAGUGGAGGAGAGGGCAGCCUACCUGUCCAGACAGGUGUCUGCUGCCGUGGAGAUGAUGGAGCAGCUGAAGAAAGAUCUGGAAGGAAAGGAGAGAGAGCUGCGAGAACGACAGCAGGAGAUGGUGGACAUCGAGUGUUUCCUGAGGGACACGGCAGAGAAGGAGGCCGAGGCCAAAUGCCGACUGCAGGUGUUCAUCGAGACGCUGCUGGAGCGAGCCGACCUCGCGGAGAGACAGUUACUGCUGCUCACCACGCACACGCACCACGGCCGCAGGUACGCGCACGCAGAGGGAGACGCACCUGUACCUGGCCGAGGAGGACGCAGUCUGGACGGCAGCACGGAUGACAUCAUCGCAAACAAGAUGCGGGAAACCAUCGGCAACCGGAGGAGUUACAGCGUUUCAGGCUCCUACAGACUGGGAGAGCAGCUGCGUAGCCAACAUCCCUACAGGUUUGGCGAGGGAGGAAGUGGGAGAACGUGGACCAAAAGAAACCAUCGUCACCACAGCACUGAGGAGGAGGAGGAGGAGGAGGAAGAGGAGGAAGCAUUCUGGAGUUGUGCUGAGAUGAGGAGACUUGAUUUUGCCAAGACACACACACCUGGUUCAGAAACCCCCUCCUCCUUCUGCUCCACUCCCACCCGUUGUCAUAGCGACAAACAUCUGGGGGCGGACGCCCUGAGGCUGAGGGCGGGGCUUUUCUGCGUGUUUCCAUAUUUGGACGUACACUCCUUGCUGUGUGCGGCUGAGGUGUGCUCUGAUUGGCGGUUUGUUGCUCGGCACCCGGCGGUUUGGAUGCGCCUCCGGCUGGAGAACGCCAGGGUGUCGGCUGAGUUCCUGAGCACCCUGUCUCAGUGGUGCACUCAGACGCAGUCGGUGGUUCUCAACAACCUGAAGCCUCGAAGCAGACGAGCCGACGAGUCGCGAGAGGAUUACCACAAGAACACUCGAGGCAGCCUGGAGCCCGGGGUGGAGGCCCUGCUGCGGUCAGCAGGGGGCAGCCUGCUCCACCUGUCUGUCUCUCAGUGUCCUCACAUCCUCACAGACAGGACGCUGUGGCUCGCCAGCUGCUACUGCAGGAACCUGCGGACGCUCACAUACAGGAGUUCGUCAGAUCCUCUCAGUCAGGAGGUUCUCUGGGCCCUGGGUGCAGGCUGCAGGAACAUCAUCGGCCUGCAGGUGGCGCCAGCUCACCCUUGCCAACAACCCACUCGUUUUGGAAACCAUUGCCUGCAGACGAUUGGUCGAUGCUGGCCACACCUCCGCUCAGUCAGUGUGGGCGGGGCCAGCUGUGGGACUCAGGGAUUGGUUGCUUUGGUGCGUAGCUGCGCUGAGCUGCAGGUGUUGGUGCUGGAGCGUAUUACCGACCUCGGCCUGCAGGUGGCGACAGAGCUGUGUAAAGCAGGACUGAGGAGUCUGGAAACGCUGAUCCUGACGCACACACCUGUGAGCGGUCAGGCCAUCCUGCAUUUCCACAGUGUGUGUGCUAACGUCAGAGCUAUCAGGGUCGUGGUUUCUGUGGCGGACUACUUUGAAGAACCGGACACUCAGGAAGCUCAACAUCUGUUUGGAGAAAUUCUCGCCACACUGAAGGUUCUUCAGAAGCGUCCUGGACUGUGUGAUGUCUUGCAGGUCCAAGUGGAAGGGUUCUGCUGACCUCAACACACACACGCACACACGCACACACACACACACACACACACAAACCUUCAAGGUGAACACGUCCAACAGAUCUCAUCAGUUAACUACAGCCUUUAUUCAAACUUUAUUUCUCUGAAAUCUCUCACUUUUUCUACCACAUUUAAGUCUUUUUUUGCACUGUAUAAAGAAAACCGUGAACUCAAACCUUCACCAAAUCUUUUAUUCUCCUGUAAGAUUCUGUAUUUUGGACCAAACCUGAACCUUGAGAAAACCUUGAAUUUAUCUGUAAGUCUCUCUUUGUCCAGCUUUGCUUUUACCUGCAUCCCCUUCAGGUGUUAACAUGAAGGUCCAGCCAACAGUAUUAGCAAUAAGGAUGUUCAGAAAAUCCUCGUAUUCCACCUUAAAAAGCCAUAAUUGUUGUACUGAAGUGAUCGAUUCUGUGAAAGCGUUUUCCUUCAGCGUCACACUGAAAAUAAGCACAAGAACACACACACAUUAAUACUGUAGAUUUGCACAAGAUUCACUGACUCAUAACCAAAGACAUCAAUCAAUCAGCCAAUCAAUCAGAUGUGUUGGAGCUGUCGAUGGAAAAGCCAAUCCCUCACGUGUCUUUCAACAUCUUUAUUGAACUUAAAGGUGCUACGUGUGUCGUUUUACCAUCAAUAAAUCGCUUUCUCGCCA
Scatophagus argus is the source of this 3563-nucleotide messenger RNA. Its product is annotated as F-box only protein 41-like. NCBI's taxonomy places the organism in Eukaryota, Metazoa, Chordata, Actinopteri, Scatophagidae. The coding region runs from base 594 to 2897 and encodes 767 amino acids. The transcript has 17 exons. Gene Ontology annotation, molecular function: protein binding. The record is from RefSeq and is a predicted model, not a curated record.